Messenger RNA from Acanthaster planci (crown-of-thorns starfish), 2631 nucleotides. RefSeq lists its product as uncharacterized. The record is from RefSeq and is a predicted model, not a curated record. NCBI's taxonomy places the organism in Eukaryota, Metazoa, Echinodermata, Asteroidea, Valvatida, Acanthasteridae. Gene Ontology annotation, cellular component: cytoplasm. Gene Ontology annotation, molecular function: glycosyltransferase activity.
ACGAAAAUAGCCUGGUUAUCGCGCAAGCUAGAGACGCAGGCACAAUGGCAGGUUUAUGACGUACAGUGAGCGCUUCAAAUACUGAAUUGAACCUGAAUAUAAUACAGGAAACCAAAUCAUGCAUUGUUAUAAUCGCCGCUCCCACAGGAAAGUGGCACCAUGAAGGUUGUUCGUGGAGUGUGAUGAUAGUCGUUUUGACUCUCGACUGCUCGACAAAUUUUGAAAUUCCCCGCCGUAUGCUUCAAUCCACACUGCGUUCGUGGAUUACAGCCUCUGCUGGUAAUUUAAAGGGACGCUGAGGAGUACAGUCCUAGAACUUUGGGCUGAUCGCGUGAUGUAAAAAGUGUGUUUUAUACAACUGUCAUGGAGUUGGGUCAAGGACUGAGAUUUGUUCUGCGUGUGUUGCAGUAUUUCACCUCCCGAAAAAGGUUCUCACGGGCUCGCUGCAGGUUCCUACUGCCGGUGCUCGCCGUUCUUGGGAUCUUACAUGUCACUUGGAUGUGCUUGGCUGUCAACCGGGGCAUAGUAGCCGUCGGUGAUCCAGAUGGUCUUCGUCGAUUAUUUUGGAGCGGGAACCAACACGAUUCAGAAGUUCCUGCCGCAGUGCACCCAAACUCGGCCCAGGAUGCAAGCAGCAGCAUUCGAGGGAAGAAAUGCAAGCAGGGAAUAUGUGGUCCCGAAAACCCACCAAGCCUUAGUGACAGGAAAAUAAAUAUCACAGGCAUGACAGCAAAGGGAAUCAAUGAAAAUAAAAUGAAUCCAAAGGAAGUUAUUAAUGGGCGUUGGCCUCAAAUGGAUCCAAGGACACAGAGAUAUCCUGCUUGGUGUAGUGGACGUACUGGAGUCAAAUCAAAUUCUGAUAGGCCAGCGGGUAGACACGACACCACUGGACCCAAGUACUUCUUGACUGCUGUUUUACUGGUCCGGAUAUAUGCUUAUGAUCUUGCUAAGUUAACAACACGCGAAAUGAUGCAAUGGCUUCAGUACUUAAGCUACGCUGGGGUUGAGCAUGUUUACGUCUACGAUGCUUACUUAUUUAGGAAUGAAUCCCAGAAAGAACAACUCAAGUGUUUCAUAGAGAACGGCUAUGUAACAUACGUGGAUUGGAGCCAUAGGGCAAGACCGAAGUACACUAUAGCGGGCACACAGGUCUCCGCCUACCAGAAUUGUAUCAACCAAUUUGGCAAUGAAUAUGCAUGGCAGACGGCUAUCGAUAUCGACGAGUACCCGUUCUGUCCCAAUGACCGCGAAUCAGGAUUUCUGGUCCGUGCCGUGCAGGAGAUCGCCCGUUCGAAACCAAGCGUCGGUGAAAUCUCCAUGCAGAAUUACCUGUACCUCGGUAAACCNGCUGAAUGACAGCGAGCAUCCAUUGCUAAUUGACAGGUUGUGGCGAAGGACCAUUAAGCGAGGAAACGCCUUGGUCAAACCAAUCUAUCAGCUCAAGGCAAUCCAGGCAGCCAACGUUCACCACAACGCCUUGAAAAGAGGCUACAUUUACCACUCCCCAAGUGACCAAUGGAUUAGGAUGAGCCACUUCUGGGGAGCUCGAUUGCAAGAUUGGGGCGAGGACACGCCCAAAAUCUUGGGCAUGACGACAGAGGAUAGGGGCAUGGAGAGGGCUGUAACGGCUCUAAUGCGGUGUCUUAAGGGGUGCGAAAUGGGAUGUUGCCAAUAGAGCGAGGAUGUUGGAAAUAUAAAUAGUUUGUGGUCAUUGCAUUUUACCACCCAGAGAUGUGGAACUAUAUUACGAUGCCUUUACCAGUACUGCACAGAAAAUCGAUUUUUUUUCCCAAGAAUUAUUCAAGGUUUCCACGCUUUUCAUCCGUAUUUACCGUUAUUGCCAAUAGAACCAGAGAUGUCAGCGAAAUUAAAUAAACAGUAAUAAUUAGUCAAGUGGAAUCUCGUGUUGGAGUCACAGCCAGAGCAGCACAUGUCUCAUGAUUUUUCUUUUUCAAAUUCAGAUUGGAAUUUUAAAAAUGUGGAUAAUUUUGUUCCAUUCGGAAAUUCACUCAUUAAAAUCUUAAAACAAGAACUUAAAUUGAAACUUUAACUUCUGGCGACUUUUUUGAAUUAUUCACGUCUUCACAUACCGUAAUUACCAUUAUAUACAGAUUAUGGUCAUAAGGUAAACCCGAAAUGCUCUUUGCUCUCAAGAGGGUCGAGGGUGAAGGGAUAAAAAAAUAUUUUCCGAUUUCAGUUUUUAUUGUUCUCAGGUUGUAAAGUGCCAAUUCUGGAAUGUAUGUAAAUGUAUAACGGUGGUGGAAUUACAUUUAUAAGUAAAGAAACGAACAAUUCUGGUUACAGUUUCUACUCGCUAGUGACGGUUUAUAACUGGCAUAUGUCGCAAGAAUACUCUGUCGAUAUAAUGUAACGGAGAUGCCAUGGCCUUGCUCGAUUAACAGAGGAUGUAAGAAAGCACUGGCAUCCUCGAGGGAAAUUGUGAAACGAUUUUUACAAAUGGCAAGUUUCGUAUACUUCCUUGCAACGAUAUAACACUAAGAAAGAAAGACUCGCUGUGCCUGCCUUGGUUAAAAUGUUAAAUUUCAACUUGCCAUGACCAAAUCGCUGACGAAAUAAUAGUAUGCAUUAAAUCUGGACUUCGGACCCCAAGCUUUACACCCAAGCAAGUGA